Molecule: messenger RNA, 1074 nt
Organism: Raphanus sativus (radish)
Lineage: Eukaryota; Viridiplantae; Streptophyta; Magnoliopsida; Brassicales; Brassicaceae
Product: fe(2+) transport protein 2
Exons: 3
Coding region: 1-1074 (357 amino acids)
Biological process (GO): zinc ion transmembrane transport
Cellular component (GO): plasma membrane
Molecular function (GO): zinc ion transmembrane transporter activity
Source: RefSeq, a predicted model, not a curated record
AUGGCUAUUACCAAAUUAGUCAUGAGACUCGUCUACAUUCUCCUCGUUCUGUUCACAUUCACCGUGUUACCGGCGGUCUCAACCGCCCCUGAAAAUUGCGACAGCGGCUUGGAGAAUCCAUGUAUCAAUAAAGCUAAGGCUUUACCACUCAAAAUCGUAGCCAUUGUGGCCAUCCUUACGAUAAGCUUGAUAGGUGUAAUGGCUCCUUUUUUUAGCCGCUACAUUUCUUUCCUCCAUCCAGAUGGCAACGGUUUCAUGAUCGUAAAAUGUUUUUCUUCCGGAAUCAUUCUCGGAACAGGUUUCAUGCACGUAUUGCCUGACUCUUUCGAGAUGUUGUCAUCAAAAUGCCUUAGUCAUGAUCCGUGGCAUAAGUUUCCGUUUGCGGGAUUCGUCGCUAUGGUGUCUGGCCUAGUCACUCUAGCCAUUGACUCCAUUACCACCAGCCUUUAUACCGUCAAAAACACAGUGGGACCAGUGCCUGACGAGUAUGGCGUUGAUCAGGAGAAGGCGAUUCACAUUGUAGGUCACAAUCACAGCCACGGUCAUGGUGUUGUCCUAUCAACUAAAGAUGAUGGAUCUUCUGAUCCACAACUUCUACGGUACCGUGUCAUUGCGAUGGUACUGGAGCUUGGGAUUUUAUUUCAUUCCGUGGUCAUUGGACUAUCCCUAGGAGCAACAAAUGAUGCAUGCACCAUUAGAGGACUCAUCAUCGCUCUUUGCUUCCAUCACCUAUUCGAAGGCAUGGGUCUCGGUGGCUGCAUCCUCCAGGCAGAUUUUAAAAAUGUGAAAAAGUUCUUGAUGGCAUUCUUUUUUGCUGGAACAACACCUUGUGGUAUUUUUCUUGGGAUCGCAUUGUCAAGUAUCUAUAAAGAUAACAGUCCAACGGCGUUGAUAACAAUCGGACUGUUAAAUGCUUGCUCGGCCGGAAUGCUCAUCUACAUGGCCCUCGUCGACCUUCUAGCUACCGAGUUCAUGGGAUCAAUGCUCCAAGGUAGCAUCAAGCUUCAGAUCAAGUGCUUCGCUUCGGCUGUAGUCGGCUGUGCCGUAAUGUCAGUCGUCGCCAUCUGGGCUUAA